This is a messenger RNA of Actinia tenebrosa (Australian red waratah sea anemone), 5796 nucleotides long. Its product is annotated as alpha-2-macroglobulin. The record is from RefSeq and is a predicted model, not a curated record. Gene Ontology annotation, molecular function: endopeptidase inhibitor activity. NCBI's taxonomy places the organism in Eukaryota, Metazoa, Cnidaria, Anthozoa, Actiniaria, Actiniidae. Gene Ontology annotation, cellular component: extracellular region.
AAAGAAGAAAUGUUGUGUGUGGGAGUGAAUAGCUUGGUUUCCUGAUUUGCGCAACUGUUAAGGUAUAUAACGUCCCACUUGCAAACCAUAGGAAGUUGAAAAUCCCGUGAGUUGCAAAAGAUGGAAAAGCAACAUUUCUGUUUUUCGACGUUUGUUCUGUUUCUUGUGCUUUGCUCCAUUCCUGUUGAUAGCAAAUACUUGAUUACGACAACACGCGUGUAUUAUGCCGGCACCACACAUGAUGUAAAUGUAAAUCUCUACGACACCAAAAACCCCUGGAAUAUUACCGCAUCCCUCAAGAUCGCUAAAGGAGACAAGACUAUAUCGACGGCUAGUAAAGUGUUCGAUGACGCGUUACAAGGAACGUUGAAGAUAAAGGUUCCUGAGAUCGUUCCCGUACGUUACGACCACUUCGAUAUUGUAAAUCUGGUUGUGGAAGGGUAUGAAUUGGGAGAGGCUAAUCCGCAGCGAUUCAAGGAAAAACAAGCUUUGACACUAAAGAAACAUAGCGUUUCUAUCUUUAUUCAAACUGAUAAACCAAUAUACAAACCUGGACAGACUAUACGCAUGAGGAUUGUUUGCUUGUCACCUGAUUUGAAACCUUCCAGUGGCCAGGUUCAACGUGUAUCUAUAGCGAAUCCUUCGGGAGUUCGCAUGAUGCAAUGGGACAAACUGGAUUUGCAUAACGGAAUUGCCAGUUUGGAAAUGUCACUGUCAAAAUACCCUGUACUAGGAGAAUGGAAGAUCGAGGCAAAGCAUAAGGAUAAGAAAAUUAUCAAGGUUAUCGAAGUCUCCAAGUAUGUUCUUCCGAAGUUUGAAGUGAUUAUUCGACCUCCUCCAUUUAUUGCAAUUGAUAGUAAAGACGUUAGUGGUACCAUAUGUGCAAGAUAUACGUAUGGUCAACUGGUCAAGGGCAAGUUAAAAGUGACUUUCAGGUUGAAGCAAAGUUGGUGGUGGUCAUCAAGAAGAAAUGAAAGGAAAAUUGAUGUCGAGAAAAAUAUUACAGGAUGCUACGAUUUCACGCUGACCAAUAAAGAUCUUGGUCUUGCUGGGAUGAAGUAUUCCUAUUAUGGCGCUCUUCUGAAUAUUACUGCCGUUAUGACGGAAGAAGCUACUGGCAUCUCGCUAACUGCGACCAGCACCAAGACAAAUAUCGUUCCUUAUCGUGUAAAAUUGGAUUUCCGUGUCGGUACACCCAAUCAUUUCAAACCUGGACUUCCAUUCUAUGGUCAGCUUCAUGUCACUUCUCCUGACAAAAAGCCAAUCAGAAACGAGACCGUCACCAUUACAGCUGAGGAUGACAAAAGAGGUUUCAUAUUCAAAAGAAAAUUCUUGGUCAACAACGGAAUCGUUAACUUUGUCUUACCUGAAAUACCAAUAAAGGCAAAGUACCUUUCGAUAAAUGCUCGACAUGGUUCCGGGCAAAUAUUUGGUUCAGACUAUGGAGUAUCCAACUGGUACUCAACAGCAGGAAUCCACUGCAGGCCUUGGUAUUCGAAAAGCUGGAGCUUCUUGGCCCUUGGUAAACUGCAUACUCCAUUAAAGGUUGGACAAAAGGCGAAAAUCAAUUUCCAGUACACAUUUAAGGGAGAUGAAUUUAAAAGUGAAUUUGUUUAUCAUUUGAUGUGCCGUGGAAAAUCGGCAGCAAGUGGCAGGAAAACUAUUUCAUUCCAGACUAAAACUAGAGUUACACAACCAACCACCGAACCGACCACCGGAACGACCACCGGAACGACCACUGGACCGACCACCGGACCGACCACCGGGCCAGUAACAAACAAUACGAACGUCACAACCUCCACAACUACUACCUCAACUACUACCUCAACUACUACCACACCUACUACCACACCUACAACAGAACCAAUCACUCGCAGCAGUGCUUCAGACCUGAAAGCAGCCAAUGGAAUGAUUGAGUUUCAAGUGACCCAGAGCAUGGUGCCAUCAUGUCGAAUGCUAAUAUAUUAUGUGAGGAAGGAUGGUGAGACAGUAGCUGACAGCAUGGUGGUAGACAUAGAGGACAAGCUUCAAAAUCAGGUACAAGUGCGACUCAGUGAAAGCGUUCGAAGACCUGGCGAGCAGGUUCAAAUCACUCUAUCAGCUGCACCUGGGUCAACAGUUGCUCUGGCAGCGGUAGACAAGAGUGUUCGUAUUUUACGAGAAGCUGACGAUCUCGACUCUGACGAUAUAUUUGAUAUUUUGUCUGCACAAGAUGUUGGUCCAUCAAGGCAGUAUAAACAGCAAAGACAUUGCAAGCCACGUUAUCCAUUUUGGAGACCGCCUAUAAGGCGAACGCGAAGUAUCAUGCCACGCUCAAUAGAUGUGUAUGUGGAUGCGUCCAAAGCAUUUUACGAUACUGGUCUUGUUUAUUUUUCUAACCUGACGAUAGAAUCGCGUCCAUGUCCCGAAUUUAACUACCUGUGGAGGUCAAGAGAAAAUGGUCCCAUAAAUGGUGGUCCAAGGCCUGUACCUCUAUUCAGCAGAAUUAUUGGUCAAAGAGGAGGAGCUGGGGGAUUUGGUGGUCGUCCUGGUCCUAAUUUGGUACGAAAAACUCAAAAGAAAGCAGUUGUAGCUCCUCCGACUGUAAGGAAAAACUUCCCAGAAACUUGGCUCUGGACGGAUGAGGUUGUCAGCAACUCGACUGGACAAACUGUAAUAACGGCCAAAGUUCCAGACACGAUCACCAGCUGGUAUGCCAGUGCCUUUGCUAUGUCUACAAGUCAUGGAAUCGGUGUGACAGAUCCGUCCAUUCUAACUGUCUUCCAGCCUUUCUUCGUGUCAUUUACCUUGCCUUAUUCUGUUAUACGUGGAGAACAAGUCAGUAUCAUCACUACGGUUUUUAACUACAUGAGUCAAUGCUCGACGAUUCUUGUAAGCUUGACAAGGACAGAACAUUUCGAGUUAUCUUCCAAUGUCGACCAAAGAAUAUGCAUAUGUGGCAACGAGGCAAAGUCUGUCAAGUACGUCCUUACGCCCCUCCAACUUGGACAUAUUCCCUUGAAGGUUACAAUCAGGAAUGUCUUACCAAGUCUGUGCCAAGACCCAUCCAACGAGGCCCCGUUAGGAAUAUCCGAUGCUGUUGUGCGCAAGCUCUUAGUGGAGCCAGAAGGCGUGAGACAGGAAUACACGUACAGCAGUUUUGUUUGUCCUAAAGAUUCCGCAGUAGUCAGUGAUAAGAUAGAAGUGAAUCUUCCAAAAGAUAUUGUUACUGGCUCUGUCCAUGCAACUAUUUCGACUAUUGGUGACUUGAUGGGGCCUAGUUUAACGGGGCUUGAAGGAUUACUCCGGCUACCAACCGGCUGUGGUGAACAAAAUAUGGUCAAGUUUGCUCCCAACAUCUUUAUCAUGCAAUAUCUAAACAGUACUAGGCAACUUGCUGGAGACUUACAAGAUAAGGCUGUUGGCUUCCUAAGGACAGGAUAUCAGCGAGAACUAACUUACAAACGUAAGGAUGGCUCGUACAGUGCUUUUGGUGACAGGGAUGACGAGGGAAGUUUAUGGCUGACUGCGUUCGUACUGCGGUCAUUUUCUCAAGCACGUCAGUUUAUCUUUGUUGACGAAGAAGAAAUUAAGUCAACAACGAAGUGGAUCGAAUCCAAACAACUGGACAAUGGUUGCUUCAGAGAACAAGGAAGAUUAUUCAACAAGGCUCUAAAGGGAGGUGUAUCAACUGCCGUCACAUUAACGGCUUAUGUCGUUAUAUCAUUAUUGGAGAGCAAAGUAGAUCCAUCGAGUCCAGUUAUUGUGAAUGCUCUUCAAUGCAUUACUGCCCAGAAAGACACCGUGACAGACUCUUAUAGUAACGCAAUCAUUGCUUUUGCACUGACUCUUGCUAAACAUUCUAGUCGGGGAGAGUUUAUUGCUAGGCUUAGAUCGAAAGCGAUUUUUAAAGAUGGACUGAUGUACUGGGAAAAAACCGUAAAACCGGUCAAACAAACCGAAUAUUUCUGGUUGCCUCCAUACAAUCGUGCUGCAUCCGCUAAUAUUGAAAUGACAUCGUACGCAUUGCUGGCCCUGGUUGGUGACGGAAGAGACAGUAUUGCUGUUGCUGAUGCCUUGCCAAUUGUACGUUGGAUUACUAAACAGAGGAACGCACUUGGAGGAUUUUCAUCUACACAGGACACAUGUGUAGCCCUACAGGCGAUUUCACGAUAUGCCGGGUAUACCUAUAGUGGAACUACUAAUAUGAGAGUUGAUGUUGGGUAUACAAAUGAUCCAAAAUUCCGCCACACUUUCCGUAUCGACGAUAUCAACAGACUGGUCUUACAACGGGCUAAGAUUCCAGAGGACAUUCUACCAAUAACGAUUCCGGUUGAUGCUUUUGGUAGAGGCUGUGCUUUAGUACAGGCGGAUGUUGCUUAUCAUAUACGCGACGUCGCAGAAAAACAAGCAUUCGGGUUGUCAGUGAGCGUCAGACGCCGUCCUGUAGAAGCGUCCUCCCUUGUAAUGACCGAAGUAGGAGAGGAACUUUGUCAACCCCUUGAGAUGUACAUCUGUGCUAAGUGGUUAGGAGAAGAUACUUCUGGUAUGGCUGUAAUAGAAACAAAGCUCGUAUCUGGAUUCACUGCUGACGAAGAAACAUUGGAGAGGUUAAUGAAUCGUCAUGAUCUUGGUCUGAUGAAAUACGAACUAGAAGAAAACAAAGUCAUUCUUUAUUUUGACGAGAUAAAGAAUGUUUGCGUUUCAUUCGGAAUUAUUCAAUCGUCUGUGGUGAAGAAAACCAAGCCAUCUUCUGUUAUAGUUUACGAGUACUACGACACAGAUAAAUCAGCCACUGAAAUGUAUAAUAUAACAGAAGAACUGUGCUUGCCAGAAACAGAAGUUUCUCUGCCCGAAAUAACGCCUGCACCUCAAGCAAGCUGUCUUUUGUGCCCAAAGCAAAUUGACUUUGAUAUUUCUAAAAUACAGGGACUGGUGUGCAAGGCCAAUAACGUACUGGCUGUUCGUACAGUGAAAGACGGAGGGAUGAGAUUCGAGUUCAUUUCCACGACUGCAGAGUUUAUAGUUGGAAAGAAGCUCGAAAAGAAAUCAGUACGCCCCAUUGAGAUCGUUCUGCCUAAAGGUUGUAGUUGUUCUGCCUUGUCUCCUCGUUCUAAGGCUUUGGUCCUGCUACAAAAGAAGAAAAUCAAGAAGAACGUCAAGAGGAUUGUUUUAAGUAAAACUGCUGUGGUUUUGCAUCGCAGGAAAGCAUACAAGACUCAACUCUUAACAGCUUUGCUCAAUUGUCCUUGAGUACAAGCCACAGCUCACUGGACUGCAACAAUAUAAUCAACUCGCUUAUUCUCAUAGAUUUUACGUUUAUGCAUGACCAAUAGAUGAAUACCCUGGGCUCCAAAAGUUCUAUUUCGCUUCUUGUAACGAGCGAGCGUCGACAUCCCGUCAAAACAGCAAACGCCAGAACGAAAAUAUAUAACCUCUGAACCUCAGCGUAAUAGAUGAAAGAAGCUUGCUACACUAUUAUGUAGUUACUGUGCUUAGCACUCUUUUAACUGUUGAUUGCAUAUUUUGUUUUCAAAAAAAAUUCUACGCUACAUUUUUGGUGACUAUUUCUUUCAGUUUUAAAUUUGUUAUGGGUUUUCUGACGGAAGCCUUGUCGUAGGGUAAAACCGCAAUAGAAAUGUUCUCUAAUUUAUUUGGGAAAUGGAAUCUCAUGCGAAAACAUUUCAUGGUUUCUAUCCACAACAUGGCUGCCGUUAAAGAUCCACUAUAUAGCGACAUUCAAGGCCGCGCCUUACAAACAUUUGUGUCAGAUCUUGUAUGUUAUACCACGAAAUAAAGAAAAAUCAAUAUCAAUGA